Knipowitschia caucasica is the source of this 1755-nucleotide messenger RNA. The record is from the annotation of a GenBank genome assembly. NCBI's taxonomy places the organism in Eukaryota, Metazoa, Chordata, Actinopteri, Gobiiformes, Gobiidae.
AUGUACAACCAGUAUGGGGACCAGUGGUCGGACCAAGAUCCGUAUGAUGCCAACUUGUACCCGGAACAUGACCCUGGAAUGGGGACUGCCAACAUGGGACAUUCAAACAUGGGGUAUCCCAAGAUGGGCCAACCCAAGAUGGGGUAUCCCAAGACGGGCCAACCCUUAAAUUCUUCUGGAGCUUCUGGAUCUGCAAAACCUCUGUCCAACAUGUCGAUGCACUCCCAGCCCAUGUCCUACAGACCAGAGCACAGAAGAAUGGACCUGAGCCGAGGGCGUGAAGAGGUUUCUCAGGCACCCAGCCGCAUGGAUCCCCAAAGAGAAGACACCUACCCUCCAUAUUCCAGCCACAGUAACCCCCAAAGAGAAGACACCUACCCUCCAUAUUCCAGCCACAGUAACCCCCAAAGAGAAGACACCUACCCUCCAUAUUCCAGCCACAGUAACCCCCAAAGAGAAGACACCUACCCUCCAUAUUCCAGCCACAGUAACCCCCAUGGGGAAGACAACUACCCUCCAUUUUCCAGCAACAGAAACCCCCAAAGUGAAGACAACUACCCUGCAUACUCCAGCAACAUAAACCCCCAGAGAGAACAGAGAGAAUCCACCUUCCCUCCCUAUUCCGGCCACAAGAACCCUCAAAGAGAAUCCACCUUCCCUCCCUAUUCCAGCCACAAGAACCCUCAAAGAGAAGACAGCUACCCUCCCUAUUCCGGCCACAAGAACCCUCAAAGAGAAGACAGCUACCCUCCCUAUUCCAGCCACAAGAACCCUCAAAGAGAAGACAGCUACCCUCCCUAUUCCAGCCACAAGAACCCUCAAAGAGAAGACAGCUACCCUCCCUAUUCCGGCCACAAGCACCCUCAAAGUGAAGACAACUACCCUCCAUACUCCAGCAGCAUAAACCCCCAGAGAGAACAGAGAGAAGACACCUACCCUCCAUAUAUGACCUACCCUGCUCGCCCGCCACCCAGAGCCCCGGACACUGACAGCGGUGUCGGCGAAUCACUGAGUUGGCUUUUGAACCGAAGCACCUCCUCAGUGGAACGUCCAGUUGCGACAUCAUCUUCAGGCUUCCUGAGCAGCAAAGAUGGUGAUUCUGUUUUUCCACAAUUGAGCAAUUAUCUGGACCGAGUGACGUCUCCACCUCAAAUAAAAGUCGCCAAGUGCAGCGCAGACACGGCCACCAGCAUCCUCCGCCAGUUUAAGCUGGAAUGGACCAUGGACUAUACUAUGAACAGGUCAAACUCUAGUGAGCCAGCCAACAGACCUGUGCCGUUAAUGGCGUUGGAUCCAAAACCAACAUCGAUGGACGCAGAUAAGCGCUUGCCGCCGCCCGCCAUGAUGCAGGACUACGCAGGUGUUACUCCCAGGGUCUUUCCAGAUUCCUGUUGUCUCUGUAACACGGAAUAUGCACACAUGAAGGAAUGGGUUGCCCACAAGAACUCCUCCCUCCACAUCGCAAAGUGCCAGUAUCUACGAGAACUUUUUCCGGAGUGGGACGGAGAAAUCCCAAUCAGAAUGUCCCUGCGCAGGAAGGAGACCGGCUCAGGACAACACAGAGCUGCCUCCCCUCUACGCAGUGCCUCUCUGUCAGAGAGCACUUCCCCACAGCGUAAAAGGCAGAGACAGAGGAGCCCAGAGAGGACCACCUCCCCAGUGCGAACAAGACACCUGUUCCCCGUCCUGAACCCCCACCUCCACAGACCCGACUCUCACUCAAGGACCUCCCCCAAAGCUCCUGAGCCGAGGUGA